AUGGCCAACACCAACACCAACACCAACACCCUCUACCAAUACAGCACCAUCAGCGCCCUCCUCUCCGGCAUCUGCACCGAGGGGAUCGACGCUGCCACCCUCCUCGACAAGGGCACGUAUGGCAUCGGCACCUGCUCCGAUCUGGACGGGGAGAUCACCGUGAUGAACUCACGCGCCUACCAUUUCCCCUCCACUGCCACUGCCACCGUGCGCCGGCUAAGCCCCACCGACACUAUCCCCUUCGCAAUGCUCACCACCUUCCAACCCACCAACACUGUCCCGCUCCCAACCACCACCACCUCGGAAAAGGUAACCCUAAAAACCCUGUCCGAGCUACUCACCCCAAUCCUCGACACCAACAAAAACACCUUCCUUUCCCUCCGCCUCACCACGACCUUCGCCUGGCUGACCACCCGCAUCAUCCCUCGGCGCCGUUCCCCAGAGGAAACCCUCGCCGACUGCGCAUCCCGCCAGAAAGUGACUAACCAUGGCCGCUCGAGAGGAACCCUGUUCGGCUUCUGGUCCCCAGCAUACACAGUGGGGAUCGGGGUACCCGGAUUCCACCUGCAUUUCUUGUCCGAGGACGGGGAGAACGGGGGGCAUGUGUUGGAUUUCGAGGUGGCGGUGGAACAUGAUGAGGACAGCGAGGGGGAGGGCGAGGGGAGAGGGUUGGAGGUCGCAGUGCUGCGGGAGGUGAGGGUGGAGUUGCCUGACACUGAAGAGUUUGGGCGGGUGGAUGUGGAGGCGCCGACUGCGGAGAUGGUAAGGGGGGCUGAGGGGGGCCAGCCGCUUUCCUUUUGCAUUUAUAUGUACGGAGUAGUUAUCUUGGAUUUGAUCGUCAUGGGAGGGAAUUGGGAGCAAAAAGGCAAAAACAAGAACUACCUCGCUUCAAUAAAGUCUGUCCGCGAGACGACCUUUUACUUUCAGAAUGCGUUCUUUACGUAG
This is a messenger RNA of Aspergillus japonicus CBS 114.51, 945 nucleotides long. RefSeq names its product acetolactate decarboxylase. The record is from RefSeq and is a predicted model, not a curated record. NCBI's taxonomy places the organism in Eukaryota, Fungi, Ascomycota, Eurotiomycetes, Eurotiales, Aspergillaceae. Bases 1 to 945 code for a protein of 314 amino acids. The transcript has 3 exons. Gene Ontology annotation, molecular function: acetolactate decarboxylase activity. Gene Ontology annotation, biological process: acetoin biosynthetic process.